This is a messenger RNA of Linum trigynum, 2640 nucleotides long. Lineage: Eukaryota; Viridiplantae; Streptophyta; Magnoliopsida; Malpighiales; Linaceae. The record is from the annotation of a GenBank genome assembly.
UCUCUCCACUAUUGGUUGAUGGAAUAAUGAAAAUUUUAUGCAAAUACUACAAUGGUUCAUGGGAAAGUAAAUGGGAAGUUUCUAAAUUGCUACAGUCAUGCUAAUUGUAAGAAACUCAUAAUAAAUGUUAGUCAACUUACUUAAUGGCUAGUCGAGGAAUUACUUUUGUAGAUUAACCCACAACCCAACCAUGUCAUUAUCACCCAAUUAAACACAAAAAAGACUCCUCACUCAUGACAAUCUUAAGAAGCGGGGAUUUCAACUACCAAGCAGAUGUGCCCUUUGCGAAAAGGAGGAGGAGAACCCGAAUCAUCUGUUCAUCAAUUGCAGCUUCUCAAAGGAAAUUUGGUGGAGGAUGCAGUCAUUCGUCAGGAUGGAAAGCAGUACCAUUGAUAAUGACGAUAUUUCAACAAGGAUCAAGCGGUGGUAUCGUGGAAAGCCAUCCAGCCCUUGGCAAUGGUGCACUAAGAUUUUCAUCCACGCCUUCUCCUGGACAUUAUGGCUGGAAAGGAACUCCAGAAUCUUCAAGGGGGAAGCAGCUUCCCCUAAGGUCACAGCUUUCCGCAUUGGUUGCCUAAUCGCAAGCUGGGUGUCCGCAGCAGAGAAAGUUGAUAAGCAUGUGGCAGAAGCUUGGGUGUCGACUCUCAAAAGUAGGUUGAUUUCCAGUACUAGGAGAACCCCCUGCUAGGCGUUUGAAGUAGCUGUUUUGCUGAUGUAGUCUUCGGUUUUGUUUUGCCCUAGUGCCUUUUGUAUCUUUUGCAGAUUUUACUAAUAUAUAUCAUCCUUAACAAAAAAAAAAGAAUGUAUGUGGAUACGGAUCACAACUAUACUAACUUAGUAAUAAGUAAAUGGAUCAAUUUGAAAUCAAAAAAAUCCACCCAAAAACCCACUCAUUGUCCACCUCGGCAUGGUAACACAUGCUAUGAUGCAUACCCUUUCUAACUAACUGGUGUAACUAAUUUCGAUCUUGAAAGCCGAGGAGAUCAGUGGCGGACCCAGGAAUUUUACAUAAUGGGUGUCCUCUUUUAAAAAAUAAAGUAAAAUAAAAAUUAAAUAAUUAAUAAUUAAUAAAAAUUAUAUUAUUCUUUAGUAAGAAAAUACCCAACUCGUACAAGUUAAAAAAAAGUAAAUGAUGUAUUUCCAUAUUCUAAAAAAUUAUAAAAAAAUACUUGGUGUCUACACUGCUCAACAAAUUUGUCUUGGUAUAUCCUACUAGACAAUCAUUCAGAAACUGACGCAUAUUUGAUUUCUAAAUUUGUUCAUGAUGUAACUCAAAGCUGAAAAAACACUUUCAACACUUUUCGUACAACCAUAAAAUCAAUGCAAAUUGAGGGUAGAUUGUAAUUAGAUUAAUUGUUAGGUUUUGAAAAUAAUUAAAGAUAGAGAAUAGGGUUUUGAAAAUAAUUACAUAGUGUUUAGAAUAUAACAACAAAAAAGUUGUAGCCUAAUGGAAAUUAUAUUUAUUAGUAAUAGUAGUGUCCCGGGUUUGAAUUACCCAAACUACCACUUAUAUUCUCAUACGCAAACUACAAACGAGAGUAGUAUAAUCGUUUUCAAAUUUUAGGGUGUCUCAGACUAUUAAUUAUAAUUUUUUUGUCUAUACGUAAAUUUCCACCGGGGUUGGAUAAUCGAUCUUUCAAAAUUUAGGAGUGUCCCCGGACACUCUAAAUGCCCCUGGGUCCGCCCCUUGAGGAGAUGAUUAAUUAUCCAUCUGACGUAUGUAAGCAUAUAGCUAAUCAUGAUUAGUUGAAAGCUGUUAGUCACUGCCACCAAAAUCCAACCAGUUUUCUCCCAUAAUAUCGCGAAAUGCCGCGUUAAUUUUACAGCUAUGAUGUGCAUCACAACAUAUGCAUACUCGGCCCAUCAUUUCUGUAUGUUCAUUGAGAUACCGUUUAAAUGCGUUAAAAUUUUCUUUAAAGUCAGCUUUGAGCUAUUCUUUCGCUCGUAUUGCCAUAAGAAAUUAUCAGAACAUCUAUAGUAGAAAUAUAUAAUUAUAUAUGGUUUAUGUAUGUUCAAAGUCGUAUGCUCCCAGAAUAUAGUAAAUUUAAGGUAUUACUAGUAAGAUAUAUUUAUUUUGAUUAGGAAUUAAAUCGAGUUUCGGGCAUUUGAUAUUAUACCCUAAUCUAUAAUGGAUAAAUAUUAGACCUCUGAUUCUCUAACUCUGACUCAAAGUUUAAUUUUAGAGAAAACAACAAUGGAUCGUUGACAUUGGUUGGAACUCAUCGAAGUACAUCUAACGGCCACAUCAUCUGAAGCAUACUAUGCUCAAAGAGCAUACGAGUAGUCUCUAUAUAUAAAUAUGGUAAUGACUGGUAUACUCGAGGAGUGUAGUAUACUCCAUGUGAUGAUGUGAACUAGCCGUUAGAUGUACUUCCAUGAGAUCCAACCAAUCUCAACGAUCAAUUUAUAUUUUCCAUUUAAUUGAACUUUGGGGUUGGGUUUAGAGAAUCGCGGCUAGCAUAUGCCAGACGUACGGUUACCUUACUGUACGCCUGUCGAGUUUGUUAUCUGGACCAUGAAUUAAUCGGAGUUUGGGGCAUGAUACUAUACCAUAACCUUUAAUGGAUAAACCCUAGUCCUCAAUUUUCUGGCCCAAACCUUAAGAUUCAUUUAAUCUUAAAAUGAAAAUAAAAAAUUCUG